AUGCGUCUUGCCCCGCAGCCAAGCGCGCAACCCUUGCGGCUCAUAGUUCUGCUCCUCCUCCUCUCCACGGGGGUGAUCGCAUCCCCGGUGCUCUCCUCUGGCUGCCCGGACAGGUGCGUGUGUGAUGACCAGCUGGUGGUUCAAUGCGCUGGGCAGCAUCUGACAACCUUCCCGGUCAACUUGCCGCUGGCCACGCGGCAGCUCAUCAUCUCCAACAACCGCAUCGUGGAGCUGCCGCCGCUCGCGCUCAACUACCUCUCCGAUCUGGUCUACCUGGACUGCAGCAACAACUCCCUGACGGAGAUAUCAGAGUCCACGUUUGGGAAUCUACGCAAGCUGGCCUACCUGGACCUCUCCUUCAACACCUUGACCCGAAUCGAGGACAGGACCUUCGGCCCCUUGGCAAGUCUUGUGAUGCUGAGGAUGACGGACAACCCGGGGCUCUCCGAGAUUCAUCCGGACGCCUUUGCGGAAAACGCAGCCCUUCAGGUUCUGGAUGUGAGCCGGAACAACCUGACGGUCCUCAACAUCACCUCUCUGAUCGCGCUGCCCGCCCUGCGCUCGGUGGGUCUCAGCGGGAACCCGUGGAGCUGCGAGUGCGACAACGAGGACCUGUGCCUGUGGGUCCACCUGGAGGGCUUCAAGUUCCAAGAUGAGGGCCAGACAGUGUGUGGCUCUCCUGCUGACAUGCAGGGCCGUCGACUGGGUGAGGUGGGCAUCCAGCUACGGACGUUAUGUCACCAGACUCUGGGGUCCUGGGACUACCUUUUCUUUGUCGUCAUCGGCUUUGUCAUCUUUGCCGCCGGCACCGUGUCGGCCUGGGUGAUGGGCGUCAUCAUGGUGCUCUACGAGCGCUACAUCAAGAAGAAAGACGAACAGCUCGAUGUGGACGACGAGGAAGAAACCAGUGAGACGGGUCGUACCUCAAGGGCCAGGAGUGACCAUGGCAACGGGAAUUUAAAAACCUCACAUAAUGUUUAAAAGAUGAAUCCUUACCCUGCCCGCUAUGGAUUCCCACAGUGCCUCCUGUCAACUUCCAGGACUGUCUGUGAAGUCUCUAGACUCCAGUCAAACAGAAUCUGUUUAACAGGCUCAGCUCCGAAAGAGAGGAUUCAUUAGAUAAGGGGAAUGUCAUUCUGCUCAUUUGUAGUGGGCUUUCAGGUGAUGUAACACACACUCUGGCUGCCAUAGUGGAGGUCUCUGUAAUAUUAGACUGUUAGACUGGUCAUCCCUCCCAAAAAAACAACCUAUAUCAGCAGUAAAGGUGGUUAUCUGGGAAGCAGCUAGCUCACCUUGCUCUGAAAUAAUGUACUAGUUUUACAGAGGAUAAUCUGAACACAUGCUCAUUUUGGUUUAUGUACCAGUGACAGUGGUUUCAUUUCCCACCUUAAAAGACUAUUUUGACAUUUGGGGAAAUACGCUUUCUUUCCAAGAGUGAAAUGAGAAGAUUAGUACCACUCGGCCUGUACACUAAAUAUGAAGCAACAACCGUAGCUUAGCUUAACAUCAACUCUGGAAAAGGGGGAGAAACAGCUUCCCUGGCUCUGUAUAAAGGUAACAAAAUCCGCUUAUCAGCUAUUUCCCAUAUUUUAAACUUUUAUGCAAACCUAAGCUAAGCUUGGCUGUAGCUUUAUAUUUAACAGACAAAUAUGAGAGUGGUGUCAGUGUGCUUAUCAAACUCUUUACAAGAAAGAGAGUAAGAUUAUUUCCCAAAAUGGUGGACUUUUUCUUUAACCACCAUCUGGGUCCAGAUGGCUAAUUUGACCAUUCGUUACUAUAUCCAGUAAAAACCUAAAAUUAGAAGUGCAGAUCAGAUUGAAGUCAAGAGUUUUCACUUUCAAUUACCCCCAAGGCUGUUUUCUCUCUCUGUCUAUUGGGGAUAAGCAUGCCAUAUUAUCUAGUUUUGUAUAAUAAUUAUCUAAUCUUGUACUUGUGAUAUUACAAAUUGGAUAUAUACACGUGCUACUAAUUAAUCUGACAAUCUGUUUCCAGAGCCUGCUGAUAUAGCAUUGUUUGUACACAAAAUAAUCACCAGUGGACCUCCAUGAUAGCAUCAAGCAUAGUGGGAGAAUUGUGACUCAGCUUCACAGCAUCUUUGUAAAACUGGAAAGUGGUGUGGUCAUUUUACUAAGUAGUAUGAAAGGAGAGGAUUAAAUGCAUCUAAAUAAUCAAUUUAUGUCCGUGUAGAUGAGUAAAAGUGUGCACAUGCACGCACACCUUAGAGUGUAUGAUGUGACUGAGCUUUCGCUGACGUGAGUGUGUCGAUCUGUGCUCCAGUGGUGUGUGUGGUUUUGUACUGAUAGUUCACCCUCCCCUCAGUUAUAAUCCCAGAACCUGCAGUCAAGGUGUUUGUGUUGAGGAUCUACAGUAUUUGUGAAGUUGAGAGCCAACGUGUGCCAUCUGCUGAGGUCUGUUUUGGCUGUGGGCCCUGCUGGAUGGCAAGUAAACAGGAGAGUGUGAUAAUUGAUUUAGGCUUCAUUGUCUGUGUUUCGGUUUACUGGUUUGACUGGUCCUGUCUGUUUCUGCAUGCACUGUUGAUGCACCAAAAAGCCUUAUGAGGUGUGUAUAAGCUGUGAGACUGGCCAGUUCAUUUAAAUAUAUAAGGGAAAGAAAUUUACUGAGAUAUACAGAAGAUCCUAAAUAAAGAUGAAAAUAUCUAUUUAUUCUUGAAUUGAUUUAGCCAGACCAUGAUAACUAUUUAUACUAUUUUAAGAUAUAUAGUUCUGUGCUAACUGUGAUAUCAGCACCUGCUCUGUUUGAGGUUUUGCCUCCAGUUUUAAAUGUCUGAGUUCACAAACUUAGUUCAGAAUCACAACUUCCAUAGUUUUGCUUAGAGUUAUUUGGCUGUACCACUCCGCUGACCAUGACACUGACUGUUAUGAAUUUAAGAAGAGGCAGGAAGGAACAAAACUCUUGUUGGACAAGAGACAUAAAUAGGUGGCUACACCCAAAUGCCACUGUGUGUGUGUGUAUGUGUGUAAAAUUUGUUGUGUAUCUGAAUUAUUUACCUGAUUUGAGAACAGAAAUUUAAGCUUUGAGGGGCCUGAGAAGAAGGGCCUUCUCUCAAAAUGUUUGUGCCAGCUGUUUCUCUCUCGUUUUAUGUUGUGCAUAUUUUACUUACUACAGGUUUUACUCUGAAUUUGUUUGGACUGAAAAGUUUUGAUGUGUGGUACUACCAAAUGCAGUGUCGAAGAAUUGGAUUAAUAAUGUGUUCUAAUAGUUACUUGGCACUUGUCCGAUGAAAAGGUGGUGAAGAUUCUGCACAAUCUGUUGUCUUUCUGUAAUGUGAUCUGCAAUACUACUGAGAAACCCUCUUCACACAUUUACUGGCACUCGCAUGUGCAUAUUAUUGAGAUUUGUCCAAAAUGAACUAAAUGCACAAAAUUA
Molecule: messenger RNA, 3387 nt
Organism: Toxotes jaculatrix (banded archerfish)
Lineage: Eukaryota; Metazoa; Chordata; Actinopteri; Toxotidae
Product: leucine-rich repeat-containing protein 52-like
Exons: 2
Coding region: 1-981 (326 amino acids)
Cellular component (GO): voltage-gated potassium channel complex
Molecular function (GO): transmembrane transporter binding; voltage-gated potassium channel activity; potassium channel activator activity
Source: RefSeq, a predicted model, not a curated record